CCACACUGGCUCCACAUCCACAGUGAUGUGGAGCAGCCUACUUCUCAUUGCGCAUGGCACAUGCCUUCCCUCUGGCUGUCCUUCCUCCCCCUUCCAAAACAUAAACAGUAGUAAAUCUCUCCUUGGCACAUCCAUGCCAGCCGGCUGUGACUUCACACACACACACAGCACACAGAGGCCAUGCAUGCACAACUUCCUGAGCAGACAAAUCUUUCUCUGUGUGCAGGUCCUGGUCAGCAGCACCCGCUUUCAGGCCAGACCCGCCUUGAAGGGGCGUCGUUUGGGAGGCUCUGCUGUGUGCUUUGGCAGGCGUCCCAAUGCCCCUUCUUUAAGCAUCGGCCGCGGAGGAUUUGGAAGGAUCUGGGACGACGCAGCGAGGCCUCCGGUGUGGAAGAAAGCUAAGGAGAGUUCUUGUGUUCUGGUAGCUGGAAGGCCAUGGGGAACAGCAGAGCCAGCGGUGGAAGCAGAAGGAGCAGGACUUGAAGAUGCCGAGGCUCCUCUCCUGCGUCAGCAGAGUGGUGGUCCUUUUGGCAGCUGUUCUGGUGACCACAUCCAUCACCAUGUCAGGAGAAUGGGGAGAAGAAGGUGUGAUGUACGGCCAGCUAGGAAAAGAUGUGACAUUGACAUGUGCCAGAGUAAACCCUGGGUCCAUAGUGGAGUGGCGGUGGAAUGGAGCCACAGUCCUGCCGGAGGACUCCUGGGUCCAUCAAGGGCAGCUCAUCGUGCCGCACGCCGAGCACUCCUCUGAAGGCCUCUACAGCUGCCAUGACACUGGUGGACUCCUCCUCAGCUCCAUCAUGCUUCGCCUUGGCCGGGUGCCAGGAUUACCUUCCAUUUCAUGCCGAGCUUCCAACUAUGAGAACUUCUCUUGCUUCUGGGCUCCCAGCAUUGAGACCUUCCUGCCUACUAAAUACAUCACCACCUAUAGGAAAAAGCAACAAUCUGCAAAUGAAAGCUCUCCAACCAUCGACAUGGGGCUGUGCGUUCAAGACCCUGCCCGCCCACUCUCCUGCACAGUCAACAACUCUGGGUUUUGGAGUUCCUACCGCAUGAAUGUGACGGAGGUGAACCCACUGGGCUCUAGCUUCCGCCUUCUAGAUGUCACAAUGCAUGCCAUUAUCAAGCCGGACCCUCCGGAGGGUCUGAGGGUGGAACCGGUGCCUUCUGCCCCCCGGCGGCUGCGGGUGAGCUGGGAAUACCCCUCCAGCUGGCCUAAGAAGCCCCACUUUGAACUGCAGUUCCGGCUGCAAUAUCGGCCCAUCAUUUACAGUUCCUGGUCAGUGGUGGAGACAGCCAAUGUGUCCGAGGUAAUAACAGAUGCAGUCAUGGGCUUGGUGCAUGUGGUCCAAGUCUGUGCCAAGGACUUCCUGGAUGCUGGCAGCUGGAGUGAAUGGGCCAGAGCAUGGGGCAUGCCUGCCAUGGGACAAACCGCGGCACCCAGUGAAGCCGCCACCGCUGUCGCUGAGCCAGAAAGUCCAGCGGAGGAGCCCUCUCUGGCCCCCAACAAUGAGCUGAUUGGUCGCAGUGAUCCCACGGAGAAAGUGGCAGUUCUGGUCUCACUGGGUGUUUUUGCCUUCUUCGUCCUUGCGGCCAUUCUGGUCUUUGCUUUUCUGAUGUGGAUCCGGAUGAAGAAGCACAGCAAGGAGGCCACAAAAAACCAUGAUCUACUUGCAGCUGCCAUCCACAUGAAAUCCUUGCCCAAAGCCCAGAUCUUGUAGCUUGGAUUGGGGACCCCUGGCAGGGCAAUGCCCACCCACAAGAGGGGCAGCAAGCCACUCAUCUCCUCAUCUGCAGCUGCCCAUCGACCCUCCAAGAGAGGCAACCUGGGUACCUUUUUGCCUGGCCACUCUACGCACAACAGCCACUGCAAUCAAAAGAAAAGUAACCCAACUGAAGGACGUUUUGGGAAGGCACCUUGGUACCAAAGGAGGGGUGCCACCUCUGAUGGAGUACCUCAUCCCUUUUCUAGAUGCAAACUGAGGGCUGGAUGGUGGCUGCUGGUGUUGGACCCAUUCUUGGCCUGUGUCCAUCUUCGUUCUUUGCAAUGGACACCAAACUGCAACUGAUGUCUUGGUGUCCACCAAGCCUGGCAGAAGGCAUUGGUGACAGCAGCCAUUGCAUUGGGCAAAAGGACUGGCAUGCCUGGCUCAGCUUCACAGACUUGGCACCCUCUCAACAUCCCCUUCCUUCCCUCAUCACUCCCAUGGGACUAAAACAUGGCCCUUUUGGACUGUAGACCUUUUGUCUGCUUGAGUCUCAAAUUGUGACCCUGCAAGUCAAAGGUAGCCUUGCUCAGUGAGCCACCAGAAGCAACAGGGCAUUGUGGGAAGUCCAGAGGACUCAAAGCAUUGUGGGGCCUUUUCCAGAGUGGGUGGAAGCAUCAGCCAGGGAGACCGGAGGUGGUGGCACAGAUCUCUCCAAAUACCAUACAGCACAGCUACCAGCUCAUGAAUUUGCUUGCGUACAUGCGUGCGUGCGUGCGUGUGUAUUUGUGAGGUGUGAUUGUGCAUAUGCGUUCACUUGGUCAGUAUGAGAAAUUUCAGGUCAAGAAUUAAAUUCCUGGCUUUUGAUUUGUUUUGUAAAAAAAUGUAGUCCUCCCAUCAGACUCUAUGAGGACAUCCGUGUCAUUCAAGAGAAGCUGUUCAAAUUGGUGUAAGUGCUACAUAGCUUGUUCACAGCUUGGCCAACCUGCCAGGGCAAGGAGUGGCAUAGUUGGAGACAGAGAGCCCUUGUUGGCACACUUUGGACAUUUGGGGACCCCAACUCAAUCACCCCUGCACUUUGUAGAAUUAUAAAAUUAUAGGAUUGAAAGGCAGCCCUGGGGUCAUCUGCUCCAACCCAUUAUUAUGCUGGAAGACACAAUUGCAACACUCCUGAAAGAUACCCAUCCAACCUCUGUUUAAAGACCUCCAAAGAUGGAGAGUCCAUCAGGUAGUCCACUGUUGAACAGCUCUGACUGUGUGAGACUCCAUCAU
Molecule: messenger RNA, 2975 nt
Organism: Sceloporus undulatus (fence lizard)
Lineage: Eukaryota; Metazoa; Chordata; Lepidosauria; Squamata; Phrynosomatidae
Gene: IL11RA
Product: interleukin 11 receptor subunit alpha
Biological process (GO): immunoglobulin mediated immune response; cytokine-mediated signaling pathway
Cellular component (GO): membrane; external side of plasma membrane
Molecular function (GO): protein binding; cytokine receptor activity
Source: RefSeq, a predicted model, not a curated record